AUGCCGAAUAGACAAGCUACAGACGCCAGCUUGAAGCCAUACUGCCUCCCAUCAGGCAUCAAGGCCGGGAGGAAUAAGGGGAGGCUGCGCAGCUUGCCAGCACUCCAAAUGGCCGCCAUUCGGCCAGCAGAGUCGACGACGACACACGUCGCCGAGGAUGAGCCCAAGAUGAAGCAGCAGAACCUGCUCUUGGUCCAACGCCGAAGACCCAUCUCCGACGCGGUGACGAAUCUGACAAAUCCAGUGACAAACACAUCUUCAGCAUCUCCACUCCCACCAUGGCAGCAGAAAGGCCAGGAUGAAAUCAUCCCCAAAUCCGCCAGGACUAGCCACCUCUGGCUCAAAAUAAGUUGUUCCAGCAAUGUCUUGUCACAGACUGAUGUUGAGAGUCCUGCCAUAUACCAGUUACGAAUUGAUACCCUGGAGAUUUGGGACUGUAGUGCUAGUGAGAAGGAACUGUCAAAGCUGCUCUCCUAUCUCCCAUAUCUGAGCAAGUUAGAAAUAUACAGUUGUGAGAAGAUAAAAAUGGUUGGUGUGGUGGAGCAGCAGAAAACAACUCAUAACAUGGGCUUUGGACAAACUGGACCGCAGCAGCAAGAGACAAGAGGAGAGGAGGAGAUAGCAACAGUAGCAGUAGGAGGAGAAGCACUUGUGCUCUUGCCUACCCAGCUGCAGGAAUUGAUGAUCCAAAAUUGCCCACAGUUGACCCUACUCUCCAGUUCGCUCAACCACGGCGGACAAGGAGGAGGAGGGCUCCAAGGCCUCCGCUCCCUCCGCAGAUUGGAUAUAAUUGGUUGCCCCAAGUUCCUCUCCUCUUAUUCGUUCUCUGGUUUUCCUCUCCCCACCUCUCUCCAAAUCCUAAAUCUCAGGGAUAUCGAGGGCAUUGUGACGCUGGAGCCCCUCUCAAAUCUCACGAUUCUGUACAUAUGUAACUGUGGGGAUCUAAAAGGCGAGGGUGUGUGGCCUCUUGCACAGUGUCGUCUCGCAGUUUUAUUCGUCUUGAAAACCCCCAAAUUCUUUGCCAGUUCCGAGCCCCAAAAUUCUCCCCUUUCCUGCAAAAUUGAGAUAACCACAGAUGACCACACAGGUUUCCUUGCUGCGCCCAUCUGCAGCCUCCUAUCCUCCUCCCUCACCAAAUUAUACUUGUAUUCAUAUGAAAAUGAUGAGGUGGAGCGCUUCAGUAAGGAGCAAGAGGAUGCUCUUCAGCUCCUCUCCUCCCUCCAGGAGCUCAGGUUUCAAUUCUUCUGCAAGCUGCAGUGCCUCCCAGCGGGGCUACACAGAAUUUCCAGCCUCAAGACAUUACGGAUUGAAUACUGUCAGGCCUUCCGGUCGCUGCCCAAGGACAGCCUUCCAUGUUCUCUACAAUAUUUAUAUAUCGCUCACUGUCCUGCCCUGAAAUCGCUCCCCAAGGACGGCCUCCCAAGUUCUCUACAAAGUCUACGGAUUUGGGACUGUCCUGCCCUGAAAUCGCUGCCUGAGGACAGCCUCCCAAGUUCACUGCGAAAGUUAGAUAUCCAGGUUGGCAACAGCAAGGAGCUGAUGUGGCAGUGCCGCAAGCUAAAAGGAACCAUUCCUAUAAUCGAAGACUAAUCCAAGAGCUCUUCUCUGGUUUGUAUAUUUCGCGAGACUCAUACUAGAAAUCAUCUCUGCAUCCAUGUGCAGUUUGAGUUUCCAGUGCAAGCAUGGAGACAUCAGUGGGUAUCUUCCAUCGUGUACAUAAUCUUGGUUAGUAGUUGCAUAAUCAUCCAACUCCGAUGGCUUCAUACACUAUUUAGAAAUUUAAUCCACGCGUAUUUUUCUCUGUUA
Messenger RNA from Lolium rigidum, 1806 nucleotides. RefSeq lists its product as uncharacterized. NCBI's taxonomy places the organism in Eukaryota, Viridiplantae, Streptophyta, Magnoliopsida, Poales, Poaceae. The transcript has 3 exons. The record is from RefSeq and is a predicted model, not a curated record. The coding region runs from base 1 to 1590 and encodes 529 amino acids.